This is a messenger RNA of Rhineura floridana, 3731 nucleotides long. RefSeq names its product Rap guanine nucleotide exchange factor 3 (gene RAPGEF3). The coding region runs from base 541 to 3312 and encodes 923 amino acids. Gene Ontology annotation, molecular function: guanyl-nucleotide exchange factor activity. Gene Ontology annotation, cellular component: plasma membrane. NCBI's taxonomy places the organism in Eukaryota, Metazoa, Chordata, Lepidosauria, Squamata, Rhineuridae. The transcript has 28 exons. Gene Ontology annotation, biological process: positive regulation of GTPase activity; Ras protein signal transduction. The record is from RefSeq and is a predicted model, not a curated record.
AGCAUGGGCCGGCUGCUUUGAACUCCUGAAGACUUGCUCUACCAGAAACGUUGCUGCCUGCCAUGUCAGUUACCCAGCCCCGGGGGGGGGGUGUGGUGCUCUGAUGAGAGGCUUUUCCAGCUGAGAGCUUCUGGGCAGGAGGCCAAAUGCUCUCCUGAGUUCAGCCUUGGCGGCGCUUUUCCUGCUCUUGCUCCCGGUUCUCCAGGAGAGGGGAAGGUGUAAGACCAAUCUCUGUCGCUCCUGGGGACCGUGUGUGUGUCAGACCAGGAAGCCGGGAGCAAGAUCCUGGUGGCUUCUGCCCCAGUGCCAGCGGGCGUGUGCGUGCACGAGCACCAGCCAGCCGGUCAGCCAAAGUUUUUUGCCUAGAGCACGCACCGGGUCUUAAGUAUUUCCGUUCAACUGGGAUCAGCAUUGCCUGCCUUGGUGGGACUUCUGUCCGAUGGUUCAGCUCGGCUCUUCCCCUCAUGGCAUCCAUCCUAGCCUCCAAAGCCUGCGGGCCCCUCUCCGGAUAGUUUUCUCCAUGCGGACCGGACAAGGGGCAUGAAGGUGGCCUGGAGAGGUCAGGGCAGGUGGAAUGUCGGGCUUCCACUUAGUGACGUCUCAGACCUGCCCCAGCUCCCCUGGGGGUUCACGGAUCCCAUCCCUGAAGAAAAUUUGCUCUAUGUGAUUUGGAAAAAGAUGCACUUGUUCCGCAGUUACAGCUAUCAGAUCCAGCUGGAGGGGCAGGUGGGCAGCGCCCCAAGGAUCCAGGGUAUCCGCUGGACUCCUCUUCCAGACAGUGAAUCAGUCUUGGUGCCUGGCCACAGCCUGAAGCAGGCUUCAUCGAACAAAAUUCAGAGAGCAGGACGGCUGCUCUGUGCACACUUGGUAAUCAUGUACCCGGACCUAAUCCGUGAUCAUAAGCACCACCUUCGGCUUCACAGGCAGUGCUGUUCUGGGAAGGAGCUGGUGGAUGCAUUGCUCAGCGCAGGGCUUUCUGUUCAGACCCGCAGCCAGGCCCUUGGACUCUGCCAGGUGCUGAUGGAUGAAGGGGUCCUGGCUCAUGUGCGACAGGAGAGCUAUUUCCAGGAUCGUGAUGCACAGUUCUUCCGUUUUAUGGCCCUGGAGCCAAGCGCUGAAGACCGGGAUGGUGAGGAACUCUUGGAGGCACUGGCAUUGCUCACCCAACUGGGCCCCACCGCAUUGCUCACUACCAUCCUGCGCAAACCCCCGGGCCAGCGCACGGAUGAGGAGCUUGCACUGAUCUUUGAGGAGCUGCUGCACAUUAAAGCUGUUGCCCAUCUCUCCAGUUCAGUGAAGAGAGAACUGGCUGCUGUCCUGCUGUUUGAAUCCCAUGCAAAGGCUGGAACUGUGUUAUUCAGCCAAGGAGACAAGGGCACCUCCUGGUACAUCAUCUGGAAGGGAUCAGUCAAUGUUGUCACACAUGACAAGGGCUUGGUGUCCACCCUGCAUGAGGGGGAUGACUUUGGGCAGCUGGCUCUGGUGAAUGAUGCCCCCCGUGCAGCCACCAUCCUCCUCCGUGAAGACAGCUGCCACUUCCUACGUGUGGACAAACGGGACUUCAAUCGCAUCCUCAAGGAUGUUGAAGCCAACACCCUGCGGCUGAAGGAACAUGGGAUGGUGGUGCUUGUUCUGGAGAAGAAUUCAAAAGGCAGUACCUCCAGUCACCUUCCUGGGACUCCAGGGAGCAGUAGGUAUUCAGUGAUGGCUGGGACCCCUGAAAAAAUACUUGAUUAUCUGUUGGAAUCCAUGCGUCCAGACUCCACCCUCUCUGAUCCUGUAGACACCUUCCUUGGAGAUUUCCUUCUGACGCACGAUGUAUUCAUGCCAACGCCACAGCUGUGCCGAACUCUGCUCCAGCACUUCCAUUCGGAACCUUCGGAGGGCACUGAACAGGACAAAGCUGCCUACAUCCUGGGGAAAAGGCAGAAGAUCCUGUGGCUGGUGAAUCAAUGGGUGUUGCUCUAUGGCCGCCUGCUGCAGGCAGAAUCCAGUGCUGUGUCCUUCUUGCAGAGCCUGUCUGAAUGCGCUGUCCAGGAUGCUCGUCUGGGCCCCCUUCUUAGGGAACAGAUGCAGGAUCGCCGGAGGAACCGAGUGUUAGAAAACGGCAGCAACUGUGCAUCUCCGAAGCUUCAGGUGCGAAGCGCUGUGGACUGGUUUGCCAGCCAGGAGCAACCAUUUCUGAACAGCAGCUACACUAUCCGAGCCAGGGACAAAGUCCCAUAUGACGUAUACAGGCCAGACUAUUCCUGCCUCACGACGCUGCUACAGGUGAAUGCUUCAGUUCAGGAAGUGCUUGCGUCACUGGCAGACUGUCCUGGUUGGGGCAAAGAAUGGAUCCUUGUCAAGGUCAAUUCAGCAGGAGAUAAAGAGGUGUUGCCCAUGGAGACCUUUGGUGUGUUUACAUCCCUGGGAUUGAAUGAGAGACUCUUUGCUGCCAGUGUCCAGGAACUUCACAGCUUGGCCCCUCACCCUGAGCAGCAAGGCCCCACUGUAGGCUCUUCAGAAAGCCUGGAUUUCAUCAGUUCCAAGGACCUGGCCAAUCAGUUCACUGAGCAUGACUGGAACCUCUUCAAGAGCAUCCAUCAAGUGGAGCUGUUCUACUACGUUUUUGGGCCGCAGAAGUUUCCCAAUGCAACCACGGCCAACCUAGAGCGCUUCCUGCGUCGUUUCAAUGAGCUGCAGUUCUGGGUCACCACUGAACUCUGCCUUUGUCCUGAUGUUAUCAAGAGGGCCCAGCUGCUCCGGAAAUUCAUCAAACUGGCUGCACACCUGAAGGACCAAAAGAACUUGAACUCCUUCUUUGCAGUGAUGUUUGGCCUGAGCCAUUCCACCAUCAGUCGCCUCUCCAGGACCUGGGAGAAGCUUCCACACAAGACGCGAAAGCUGUACGGCACCAUGGAACGAAUGCUGGACCCUUCAUGGAAUCACCGUGUCUAUAGGCUGGCCAUGGCCAAGCUGACUCCACCCUUGAUCCCCUUUAUGCCCCUUCUUCUUAAAGACAUGACCUUCAUCCAUGAGGGCAAUCGCACAUUGGUGGAGAACCUUGUCAACUUUGAGAAGCUGCGCAUGACAGCCAAGGCAGUUCGUCUCUUGCAUCAUUGCCGGAGUCACCCCAACCUUCCACUUUCACCCCUGCGGAGUCGUCCUCAGCACCUCCUGGAAGAAGCUCGGGCAAUGCGGGCAUCGACCUGUUCAGAGCAAUCCCUCAGCACUCGGAGCCCAGCUGCUACCUGGACCUACAUCCAGCACCUGAGAGUGAUUGACAGCCAGAAGGAACUUCUGCGGCUUUCCCGAGACCUUGAAUCCUGAUGCUGCAAGAAGCCCAGGCUAGGACACGAGAUGUACAUAUGACCUGAGCUGGGUCAAGAACUGCUAGGAAGGGUACCUUCUCAUGGGUUAGCUCUGACUUCAAGACUGGGCAGUGUUGGGAGGUACCAAGCAGAUGGGAAAGUUCCUCAUUCUCUUGGUGGUACCCUUCCUCUCUAUCCUGGAGCCAGGAAGAGUAGGUGCCAGCUUUGCCCAGGCCAGAGAAAGGAUGUGCCUGCUGCUAUCGAUGAUGCUUUUGUAGGCUGCAGAGUUUCUGGUUUGAAGACAGGCUGCUUUAUGGACCACAUGUGACUGCCUUAUGGUGAAAGAAGCAAAAGUUCCCAUGUAUCACUUAUCAGUGUUCAACAGAAGUGUGGUGGUUUAUUUGUUCUUUUUUUUAAAAAAAAAAGCAUAUGGCAAGA